Messenger RNA from Triplophysa dalaica, 3380 nucleotides. It is a transcript of the gene mgat4c, whose product is annotated as mgat4 family member C. Gene Ontology annotation, biological process: protein N-linked glycosylation. Lineage: Eukaryota; Metazoa; Chordata; Actinopteri; Cypriniformes; Nemacheilidae. The record is from RefSeq and is a predicted model, not a curated record. Gene Ontology annotation, molecular function: acetylglucosaminyltransferase activity. Bases 579 to 2009 code for a protein of 476 amino acids. The transcript has 6 exons.
CUGCGCCUCGACCAUCUUAACCCGUACCGAUGAAGGCUACAACACCGAUCCAAGCUGUUUGUUUCAAUUAACGGAAGACUACGUGACUGCAAAGGGAGGCAGUGAGACGUCAGACCAUCGCGGCGAGAUAUAGGCAGUGUCUUGACAUCUAGUGAGCUGCCUACCUAGACAGCUUCAUCGGGCAUCAUUCCGUCUUUGUGCGCGGUCCGGGCUGCCUUCAAAAACUGUCGCUGUCCGCACACACAUGUACAGUAUGCGGAGAAGUUAAGGAUGUCGCUCUGAAUCGCCCCUGACAUCUCGAACGAGGUUUGACGAGAUAAAACGCUCCUCUUAUGGAUUCAUUGAUCGUCAUUUUCUCAAACCACAAGGCGCCUCCCUGCGAAUCCAUCUGAAUCUCACAAACAGGGUGAACAAGAGUAUUGAAGAAAAUGCGAUGAAAUUAUUGCCAUGAGUGAAGCCUGAUUGAUUGUAAUCAGUCCCAGUUCGAGCCCUCCAUUUCCUGUUGCCGUCGUCUCAUGAUCUCCUGCAGCUCUGUGUCACCGUGACUCCUCUGAGAUUAGACUGAUAGAGUUGUCAUCAUGAGACUGGCGUUAAAAUAUCUGGACAAGAUGAGAUGUUUCCGGAAACGUUCCACCAUUCCUUUCCUGGUGGCUCUCAUUACCUUCCUGCUCUUCGUAAACCUCUACAUCGAGGAUGGUUACGUGCUGCAGGAAGAUAAACGUCAGUUGCGUGAGACUUCGAUGCAUCCGCUGAACUCGGAGCGAUAUGUUCAUACCUUUAAAGACAUCACCAAUUUUUCCGGAACCAUCAAUGUGACUUAUAGGUAUCUUGCUGGAACGCCGUUACCUCGAAAGAAAUAUCUCACAAUCGGAUUGUCAUCUGUGAAGAGAAAACGAGGAAACUACCUGCUGGAGACCAUCAAGUCUAUUUUUGACCAGUCCAGCUAUGAGGAGCUCAAAGAGAUCGUUGUGGUCGUCCACUUGGCGGACUUUGACCUUGCGUGGUGCGAGAGUCUUGUUCAAGAAAUCUCAAGAAAGUUUGGCCACCAUAUCAUCGCAGGACGUUUGCUGGUCAUCCACGCGCCCGAGGAGUAUUACCCAUCCCUGGAUGGGCUGAAGAGAAACUAUAAUGAUCCCGAGGACAGGGUACGCUUUCGCUCCAAGCAGAAUGUAGAUUAUGCCUUUCUGCUCAACUUCUGCACCAACCUCUCUGAUUUCUACAUGAUGUUGGAAGACGACGUCCGCUGCUCACGAAACUUUCUCACUGCCUUGAAGAAGGUAGUGGCCUCCAGGGAGGGAUCUUAUUGGGUGACGCUGGAAUUCUCUAAACUGGGAUACAUAGGGAAGCUGUACCACUCGCGAGACCUUCCCAGACUCGCCCAUUUCCUGCUCAUGUUCUAUCAGGAGAUGCCUUGCGAUUGGCUGCUCAUCCAUUUCAGAGGCCUGCUGGCCCAGAAGGAUGCGAUUCGCUUCAAGCCCUCUCUGUUUCAACACAUGGGCUACUAUUCCUCCUAUAAGGGGGCCGAGAAUAAACUCAAGGACGAUGACUUUGAAGAAGACUCGUUUGAUAUUCCAGACAACCCACCUGCCAGUCUCUACACGAAUAUAAAUGUAUUUGAGAGCUAUGAUGCUGCCAAAGCGUACAGUAGUGUUGAUGAGUACUUUUGGGGUAAAUCUCCUUCCACUGGUGACUUUUACAUCAUAGUGUUCAACAAGGCAACAAAAAUAAGCAAAAUGAAGAUCAUCACAGGAACAGAUGAUCGUCAGAAUGAUAUUUUGCAUCAUGGAGCUCUGGAGGUGGGGGAGAAAUUAGUUGGAACCAAAAAGGGAAGGCAGUGCUCCUCCUAUAUAACGUUAGGAGAGUUUAAAAAUGGAAACAUUGAGGUUCACGAUGUGGACCAUAAAAUAGCUUUUGAUAUUGAGUGUGUUCGUAUUGUGGUAACGGCAGGUCAGAAAGAAUGGCUUAUCAUUAGAAGCAUAAGCCUCUGGACUACGCAAGGUGCAAAUUAAUGAGAUUUUUUUAUGAACCGUAGCUAAAGGCACAACUGUCCACUGUUUGUUUGUUUAUUUAUUUAUACAAUUUCUACAAAUUAUUUAUUCAUUUCACUUUAUUUAUUCACAAGAAACAUUUUUAGGUCAGAAAAUCACGUAUUGCAGACUUUUCAGACAAUUUACAGACGAUGAAGAAUUUGGGUCUCAUUUACUAAUUACUGUGAAUAUGUGCAGAGAUGUUUUCAAAAACUUUUUCGAAAUGUUUUCAAAGAAACUAUCUGCUGGAUUCAUGACAGGAGCUUAUUGUCAUGCUAAUGUUUAAAUCUGGAUUCUUUUUAAAUGAGCGGUUUGCGUGAAGGGUUAGUACAUUGCACAAAACAUGCCCAAGUCAUCUUGAUCUGAGAAUUUCUUCACAAUCUCCACCCUACACCCAUUCUUAAGUUUUUGUGCUCUAAGCAUGCACUUUUGAAUGAGUGCAUGCACAUCGAGUCACAACAAGGUGCUGUCAAUUAUUUAAUUUUAGAAAAAUUUGUAAGCCUGAAUUUAAAACCAUUUUCAACUACAAACCUAUUGAUAAUGUCUGAAAACCUGUGUAUGCUGGUUUCACGCACAAAUACAGUAUUUAUGUAAUGUGCACUGUUAGUAAAUGAGGCCCAUUUACAGUAUUUUUUCUCAUACACUACUUUCCCAUUUUGCUUCAUCAACUUUACACCUCAGCUACAAUGAUCUUAACUCAUCUCCGGUCAAGGCACUAAUACAUUAUGUUCCAAUAUUUGAUAGAAAUAUCCUACAGUAGCGGAGAAAUUGAAAAUACAGCUACUUGGUUCAACAAUUGCUUAAAGCUGAAUUGUAAACAUUUCAUUUCAGUAGGGUUAUUUUUCGGGUUUCUUUGUUUACUCAGUCUGUAAUAUUUGCUUAUCCCCCUGUCCUUUCCACAAGCACAGGGUCAAUAUUGCCUUGAAUAUAAAAUGUGUUGUGGCAUGAAUCCAGGCAACAUUUCACACUGUCUCCCCAAUGAAUGAAAACAGAACUGUUAUUCAAUCAAACUUGGGCAAAAAGUCUUAGUGUGGUGUUAUUUUGUUUGUGACUUCCAAAGGAAGGUGGGUAUUCGGCCAUCUUCUGAAGUGUUGUAAUUGGCUCCUACAGUAACAAAUCAGGUAAACCUUUUUCCCAUUUACUUUGUUCCCCUAACUUUCGUGUAGCUCAAUUUUAUCAGGGUAAAUUGGAUUUUGUUUGGCUUGCGCCCCCUUAAAAUGACACCAGCAACAAUCACCCUAGUGCAGACAAUUCAUUUACUAAACUUUUGGCUGGAAUUGUUAGACACUCUAACUUCAAUUAUAUUUUAUUGUGCAUAUUCAAAAUAUAAUAUCAUUAAAGUCAUGAUCACUA